UGCAUUUGAUUUACUGAGUUCGAGAUGUAAAUAUUUUAUUGAUGCAAAAGAAGACCUUUUACAAAAUUAUAUGUCUGAAAAAUACGUAAUGCGUUGUGUUCCAAUGAAUCAAAUGAUUUUAUCUCCCGUUUUAAACUCUCAUCAGCGUCGAUUUUUCUCAAUCAAUAUGUAAACAGGUUUUCUUGAGAAACCUGCUCUUUUCUCUUUUGAGAAAACAUGGACCCUACGUCAUGGUCAGCUUACAGUCAGCACUUUUCAAGAUUGGGGGCUUCAAUGAACCACCCUCCAGGUGCUCUGUCACAGCAAGCAGAAAUGAACAAUAUUGCAUUAUCAUCUUCCUUACCUCGCCAGGAACACAUUCCUGGCUAUGGGAAUGCUGGGGGACCACAUCACUUUCUCCUUGCAGCAUCUCAUGGCCUGAAUCCCUCUCAGGCCAACCAUAAUGAUCCAUCUUUUAAUGCAAAUCUUUUUGCUGCUAAUUAUGAUGCUAGUCUUUUUUCUACUUCCUUUCCUUCAGCUAAUAAAGGACAUCUUUCUUCAUUUCCCCAAGGAGCUGCAGGAUUAUUCAAAGCUGUAAACAGAGAAAAUGAUUUUAAUGAUCUGCGAACUGGGUUCUCUCAUUGUGGCAUGUCUGCUUAUGGAAGAAACACUGAUGGAAACAAUGGUUUAUCUGGCGCUCCUGGCCUUAGUUCUGGGCAUUUAUUUCCCAACUCUAUGCCACCUGGAUCUUGGAGGCAUUCUGGCAUCAUUCCAUCUCAAUGUGGACCUUUUGGGGUCCUGCCUCAUGAAACUGUUCUACAACGAUCUCAUCUGGUAGGACGAAGUGGUGAGAAAUUGAGUGUUCAAGCCUCUAAACAGUCACGUGCUUCACUGCCCUCCAGCUCUUUUGUGGAACAAGAUCUGAGUCGAGGCUACCGGAGUAUUUUGUCAUCUCCUGCACGGCCUCCAUCAUCAUAUGUGGAUAGUAGCAACACUUCACAUUCCUCUUUGUUAUCAUCACAAAAUGAUCCUUAUUUCUCAUCUGUCAGUGACAAUUAUUAUUCUUCCUGCUCAAAAAAUGAUUUUGCAGCAUACAGCUCAUAUUGCUCCAAUGUGCAACCUGGAGUGCAAAGAAGUUCAAUAUCUCCUUAUUGUUACUCCCAGUCAUUUGGAAAUUUUGAAUCAAAUGUUGACAAACAGGACAUUCCCACAACUAGCACAAACACGAGUGCCAAUUCAAACUUCAGUAAUUUUGUGCCAAAUAACAGUUUGAAUGGCAACCCUACCCACCUUCAUAAUGGCCAAAUCUCCCGUCAGUCUGUCAUAACAAGUAAUAUUAACAAUAAUUCAACUAUAUAUAAUUCAGAAUCUCAUCCUCCUAAUCAUUCUUACAAUGUGAGAGAAUCAUAUCCAUAUCCACCAGGUGCAGCCCAUGCAACUUCCUGCUUACCAACGCAUCCUGCUAAUUCCAGAAGUGAAGCUAGUAGUCAAAGGCAAUCUUUGGCACACAUCAAUAAUAGCAGCCAGCAUUCAUCAAGUAGUCAAAAUCUUUAUCCACCAAUGAGCACUCCUAUACCAGCAUCUACUCCAGCUCAUACUACUCCACCUUCUUCAUCUAUGGGACAAGCAUAUGUACCAACUCCUUUGCCAAUGAGCCAUGAUAGUGGUUGCUCUUCAGUUAACAGUCAGUCAGUCAUGUACCACUCUCCUUCAAAUGAUGGGUGUUAUUCAACUCCAGGAACUUGCCACUCGGAAUCUGGCUCCCCAGCUAAACAAGAUUUGUCUCAGCAUUCAUCCCCAUCUGUUUAUUCUAUAGAGAGCAGUAAUUUAAGCAUCAAUAGUGGAGCAUUUGUAGACAACCAUCAUGUGCGUCCACAUUCUAGUUCAGAAAUCAAUUACAGCUUAAUGAAUGGAGGAUUGGGCUCUGAAGUACAUGAGAACACUAGUGACUCUUCAAAGGUGGUCGAUGAGAAUCUUCGGGAAGUGGGACCCGCACUUAUGGGAAGUGAUUGUCGAUCACAACAGAAGGAUGUUCACUUACCUCAGGUGCUUCCUAUUGAUAUGGUGAAAAUGAAUAAAGAAAAUGUUUACCAAAAUCCAGUAGAUGCACGUUUUGAUGGCAGGCCAUCAGCUGUGCAGGGUCCACAUGUAAAACAUUUAGACCCAAUGAUCUCAUCUAGAUCUGAAUGUGCCAUGAAUAGUAAAAGUGAAGUCUUUCCUUUUUCACCUAAUUCCCCAUCACCAGCUCUUGAUUUUACUGCUAAAGGGCAAAAAUGCAAGCGAAGUCGAAAGCGCAAAUGUGAUUCUAAUGCAAAUCCAUUACCUUUGAAUUGCACUUACUCUCACCUUGAGAAUAAUCAGUCACAAUUAACUUCUCCUGCUUCAACUGCAGAUACAGAAGAGAUUAAGACUCCUCUUUCUAAUAGUUCUGUAAAUAAUUUAUGUAGUCCUUCUGUUGCCAGUGAUCUGCCAACAGUCUCAAAUUCCUCACCCCUCCCAGUUGACCUGUCCCAUUCUGUAAAUGUAAAUGCAAAGAAGCAGGAUUCACCUCCAGAAAAAAAUUUAAAAGACACUUUGCCUGAUUUAAAUUAUGAAACAGACAAAGCUACUGGUGGAAAAUGGUCUUUGGUUAAGCAAGAAGUGUCAGAGCAUGAAGAUAAAUUGUCUGUUGUAGAGAACCCAGAAAACUUAACUGUUGAAAGCAGCAUUGAGAAAGAACAGACCAAAUGUGAAUCCCCAAUAUGUCGAACUCCUCCAAUGGAUGAUUUAUCUGAUGAAUCAAAAAAAUUAUGUAAUAGUAUUGAAGAAGAUCUAGGUUUUCUUGCUGGAUUAUCAUCUGAUCCUGAUGUUGAAGACAGUGUGUCAAAAGGAAGCUUCUCAGAUAAAAAAAGCAAAAAAGACAAAGGAUUUUUACAGUCUUUUCUGACAUUUUUAGAGAGUAGCAAUGAACCAACUGUUAGCAACUCUGGUGUAAAUCUCGAUGCCAAAGCAGAAAAGAAAGAAAGUCCUCAGGGAUCACCUAAACCUGAAGAUAAAAAAGCUGACAUAUCUUCUAUGGAAAAUUCGAAAGAAAGUGAUGCUAAAAAUCUCAUAGAAGAAUCUGAUGAUAAAGACAACUUUGACGAGGCUCCAUCACUUGACCCUACUUUAUUUGGCUGUUCUACUUUGCAGAAAGAAAUGGUGGUUCCAAAUCCUGAAGCACCUUCAUUUUCUUCUGAUGAAGAUGAAAACUCAACUCAGGGGAUAUUUGAUUCUGUGGCUAUGGCUAUUCAGAGGCUUUGUGAAGAUAAUGAAGAAGAUCAUAGUGAAAAAGGGAAUAAAUCUGGAUCAUCAAGUAAAAAUAGCAGUUCCAAGAAAGAAAUAACCACACCUACAAAUAUAUCUGAAGCCACUGGGAGUGCUGAAGAACUACAAGAGAAUGAGGAAGCACAGAAAGAACAAACUGUAGAAGAAUGUACUAUAAAGAGUGCUUGUGUUGUUAAAGGUAGAAGAGGUAAGAGGAGGAGAACUCGUCACUUACUAGUCAUUAAAGUGAAACGCACAGCAGAAAAAUCUCCUGCAUUGCCAAAGAACUCAAAAGCUACUCCUUCAAAUCCUAAAAGAACUAGAAACUCUGCUAAGGAUGUCCAGAUCAUUGGCAGUAAAACUGUUUCAAAUACCCAAAGAAGACCACUGAUGAGGAAGUGUAAAGAGAAAGGAUUACGCAGAAAGAAUUCCAGAACAAUUAAAAGAAGGACAAGGAAUUGCGUAAAAAGGAAGUAUGCUUUUGAAGAAAGUGAAGAAAAUGUAAUUACAGUUACUGAGGAAGAUAAAACAACGAAGGAGGAAGAAGUAACAAAAAUGGAGGAAACAAUUGAUCCUCCACCUCCAUUACCUGAUGUCAUAACUUCAACUUUGACGAGUGUUGCUUCUUCCAAGUCCAUCUCAGCUCUACCAAUACCAGUUGUGAUGCCACCACAGCCUGUGGUACUUUUAUCUAAGCCUACAAAUUUACCUGCUAUUUCAGUCCAACCAACUGCUGUGAAACCUUCAGAACCAGCUACAACUGUGCAACCGGCAAUUCCAGCUGCACCCAAGAAAAAGAAAGUAAAUAAAACAAUUGGUUACCGAACAAGAAAGAGACGCCGGAAACCAAGGAAGUUGUCACAGCCUGUGGUUGUAGCUGUACCUGAGGUUGUCACAAUAGAGCCAGAGUUACCAAAAAUAGUGGAAGAGGCAGCUGCGGUUGUUCAAUCCAGUGAAACUUCUGAGGCAGCAUCUAAGCAACCUGUUAACAAUAGUGAGAGUUGUUGGAAUACUGAAACUCACUUUAAAACUGGAGAUUAUGUGAUAAGUAUUGAUAGCCAAGGUAGUGAAUGCCCUCCUAUUUGGCGAAUUGAAGGCAAGAAUGUCUUACAGUUAUUUGAAGUUCUUGAAGGAGAAGGGAGUACAAAUAUUUUGUAUCGUAAUACCUCAUCGUACUCUCGGUGGAGUCCAUCUUCUAAACAUAAAUACUUAAAACAAGCUGUAAAAAUUAUUAAAUCUGAUGAUGACACUGUGAUAGUAGAAUUGUUAAAAGAUACUGAAAACGUAGUUGAACAAGAUAUUAGUGGUUCCUGUGAUUAUACUGUACAUCCACAAAGAGAAAAUUUUGAAGUUUAUCUACAGACUUUAGUUAGCCAUGCUUUAGAUCCAGAUUUCAUACCAGAAAUUGUUCGAGAAAAAGAUGAGUAUUUCUUGACUCAUUUACAAGCAAUAGAGGAAAUUACAUCUGAGAAGAAAAGCGCGCUUCAUGAAUGUGAGAAAUGGAGCAGUGAACUUUCUGAUUCUGUUAAAAUGUUUCCUCUCGUGAAAGUGAGCAAAAGUGAAGGAAAAGAAAAAAGUUUGUGUCAGGUCUGUCAGAAUGGCAAGAUCCAGUUUGUUGCCCACUUUCAAGGCCAGGUAUAUGACCCUAUGACCCUUGAAAGUAAGGAAGACUCUUCUUCUGCGAGUGAUUUUAAUUUCCCACUGUGUGGGUCUUGUGUACAAACUGUCACUCUUUAUAGUCGCUUGCAUCAUCAUAAAUAUCAUUUCUUUCAGUUGGGCUGCAAAAAGGUUAAAGAUGUUACAAAAGGUGAAGAUAAAGAUUCCCAUACAAUAUUAGAAGAUUGCCUACAAGAUAUUGAGUGGGUGACACAGAUGUUUCAAGACAUGCUUGAGAUGUGGAAUGCUUGUGACAAAUACAGGUGACAACAUGAAUACGCUGUUGUGUUUUAGUUUCCUAACCUUGUCUCCUGUUUCAACACUUCUAGUUUCUUUGUAAAGAAAGUAGGAUAAAUUAUUUAGUCCAACAACUUAGAUCAUUUGUUAAACAUAAAUGCACGUUCAUGGUGUUUUCUUUUCUAUUGUUGAAAUGAUGCCAUCAAACCUCACCAAGGAACCACUUAUCUUUUAUUCUGCUCAUUUUAAGUUCAGUUUAAAUUAUAAAAAUCAAGAUUUUAUUUUGUAAUUAUCACUUAAUUACAUUCUUCUUAAAUUAACCAUUUAAUAAGAAAA
This is a messenger RNA of Argiope bruennichi, 5493 nucleotides long. RefSeq lists its product as uncharacterized. Bases 217 to 5187 code for a protein of 1656 amino acids. The transcript has 11 exons. NCBI's taxonomy places the organism in Eukaryota, Metazoa, Arthropoda, Arachnida, Araneae, Araneidae. The record is from RefSeq and is a predicted model, not a curated record.